Hypoxylon fragiforme is the source of this 696-nucleotide messenger RNA. RefSeq names its product superoxide dismutase. Gene Ontology annotation, molecular function: metal ion binding. The transcript has 3 exons. NCBI's taxonomy places the organism in Eukaryota, Fungi, Ascomycota, Sordariomycetes, Xylariales, Hypoxylaceae. The coding region runs from base 1 to 696 and encodes 231 amino acids. The record is from RefSeq and is a predicted model, not a curated record. Gene Ontology annotation, biological process: superoxide metabolic process.
AUGGCUAAAUGGCAACUAGGAGAUGCCACCGUAACGACGGGUAACCCUGCCGGGAAGGUCGCUGUCGCCACUCUCCCGGAAGAAGCAUUCUGGAAAGGAGCCCUGGACGGCAAUGUCAAGGGUAGUAUAUCCGCGACAUCAGGCGCGAAUGGUGUCGGCGUUGACUACGAGGUCUCAUUCUCGAACCUUCCGAAGGAGGGCGGUCCUUUCAUCUACCACAUCCACGUCACCCCCGUCCCCGAGAACGGCAACUGCACAGCCACACAAGCACACCUGGACCAGUACAUCCGAGGCGAGGACCCGGCCUGCGACCCAACUCGGCCGCAGGCGUGCCAGCAGGGCGACCUGAGCGGGAAGUACGGCAAGAUCAGCGGCAACACGACGGAACCGUUCACGGCCAAGUUCAGCGACCCGUACACGUCGCUGGUCGAGGGCGAGGGCGCCUACUUCGGCAACCGCAGCUUCGUCUUCCACUUCGCCAACAAGACCCGCAUCUCCUGCGCCAACUUCGCCGUCACGAACCCGGGAUCGAACGGAACAACCCCGACGUACCCGUCCGGCAGCGGCGGCGCCAAGACCUCGCCGACCCCGAGCGCCUACCCGAGCAUCCCCGUCACGGGCGCGGGCGCGGCGCUGGAGGUCCUGAAGACGCUGGCGUUCGCGCCGGUCGUCGCGGGGUUCCUUGCGAUGCUGUAG